This is a messenger RNA of Caenorhabditis bovis, 771 nucleotides long. Lineage: Eukaryota; Metazoa; Nematoda; Chromadorea; Rhabditida; Rhabditidae. The record is from the annotation of a GenBank genome assembly.
AUGCGUCGACGAAUUCUGCUUCUUCUCAUCGUCGUCGCCGCUCAUCAAUGCUUCGACGCCGAUUUUGUGGCUCCCGCUCGACGCGAAAAACGAUACGUGGUUCGCGCGAAGCGUUGGCACAAAAGCCGAUUCACGUGGAAGCUUCUGCCCGACAAUCUCGAUGACGCCGACAUCUUCAUAGUGAGGAACACACUUCAUCGCGCGUUCAAUGAAUGGCAAACGGUUUCGUCGGCCGAGUUCGAGGAGACCGCCGGCACGCCGGACAUCACAAUAGCGUUUCGCAAAGGCGAACAUCACGAUGGCUAUCCGUUCGACGGCGAAGACGGCGUUGUGGCGCACGCGUUCUACCCGCGAGACGGACGCCUUCAUUUCGAUGCCGACGAGAAAUGGAGUCUCAAUUCUGAUGAAGGGGUUAAUCUGUUUCAGACCGCCGUUCACGAGAUCGGCCACCUUCUCGGCCUCGAACAUUCAAUGGAUGUCCGAGCUGCUAUGUAUGCAGCCAAGCGGCCCUAUGAUCCAGGAUUCACUCUAGGUGAUGACGAUGUUCGAGCCAUUCGUGCUCUAUUCCCAAUGAUGGAAGAGGUGGCUACUUCGACUCCUAGCACCACCACUAUUAGCACUACUACUAUUGAGUUCACCGAUGAGGAGAAAGAUGAUCCAUUUGAGAGCAGUUCGCCGAAAUCGCGACGGACAUCGGUCGAUUCGUUCUUUCCAUUCCCCCUUCCCUCCAUCGAGUAUUUCCAAAAACGUCCCGAUUGGUUUGUGCUAUGA